UCAUAUUACUCCAAAAUAUCCUAGAUAAAAAAAGAAAUGAAUCGUCUGAUGAUUUGUAUGUUUGUUAUUGCAAUGUGUUUUGGGUUAAAUGUAGCAUUUGAUAUGUUCCCAUGUCCGAAAAACCAAAUUAUAAUUGAGAACGAUCUUGGUCCCGGCUUGGUUCUCCAGUACCAUUGUCAUUCCAGAGAUGACAAUCUAGAUGUCGCAAAUUUACAAUUCAAAGAGGUUAAGUUUAUUUAUUUCGCGGACAAGUUAGGCAGAAGGACAAGAUGGACUUGUAGUUUGAAACAUGGAUUGUACAUGCGAUAUAGUCAAGAAUUUAUAGCAUACAGAAUGGCCAACGUUCGUCGAUGUGGUCACUGGCGCCAUUGGGUUGCCAAACGUGAUGGAAUUUACCUUAUAAGAAAUGGAAAUCGGCCAGGAACGUUCAAACAUGCAUGGAAUAAAACUAAAUAA
This is a messenger RNA of Camelina sativa (false flax), 456 nucleotides long. RefSeq names its product S-protein homolog 14-like. NCBI's taxonomy places the organism in Eukaryota, Viridiplantae, Streptophyta, Magnoliopsida, Brassicales, Brassicaceae. The record is from RefSeq and is a predicted model, not a curated record.